AUGGAGGUAGUCAAUGGGACUAGAAUUCGGGAAUUCGUUUUGCUGGGAUUUGAACUCGGGCAGCGGAAGUGUUUCCUACUCCUCAUCUUCUUCAGCAUUCUCUAUGUGUUGACACUGGCUGAGAACAUCACCAUCAUCACACUGGUGGUUCUAGACACCCACUUGUCCCGGCUUCCCAUGUACAUCCUGCUGAGCAACUUCUCCUGGCUGGAGAUCUGUUAUGUGAGCACCACUAUGCCCCGGAUGCUCUUUGACCUGGCCUCAUCCCACAAGACCAUCUCCUUCAGUUCCUGCUUCCUCCAAUUUUACAUCUUCUUCUCUCUGGGCACAACAGAAUGCUUCUUCCUCUCAUCCAUGGCCUUGGACCGGUACUUGGCCAUCUGUCACCCACUGCGCUAUCCACAAAUUAUGUCUCCAAAUUCUUGUUAUGUUUUGGUAACGUCUUGUUGGCUCCUUGGAUUCCUGGUGUAUGUCAUCCCAGUGACUUUGAUUUCCAGUAUGACUUUCUGUGGUCCCAAUGUUAUCGACCAUUUUUUGUGUGAUCCUGGGCCAAUUCUGUCAUUGGCUUGCCCUCCACUAGCAAAUGCUCCUAUUAUCCUUCAGACCGCCAUGAAUGUUGUCGUUUGUCUAGGCAAUAUGUUCUUUGUUGUGCUCUCCUACGGGGCCGUGAUUCUAACCCUGAUGAAAACCUCUCGCCAAGGCAACCGGACAAAGUCCUUCUCCACCAUAUCUUUCCACUUAGUGGUGGUGGCGCUUUUCUAUGGCCCCGUGGCAGGGUCUUAUGUAGUCCCGGUUGGAGAAGGCGAGAUGAAGGUCAUUAAGGUCAUAACACUCUUCUACACUGCCGUGACACCCUUUCUCAACCCCAUUAUCUAUUGUCUGAGAAAUGAUCAGGUGAAGGAGGCACUAGGCAGGUUGUGGAAGAGAAAGACAAUAUUUCUGAUGAGGAGAGUGACUGUGUAG
Gekko japonicus is the source of this 963-nucleotide messenger RNA. RefSeq names its product olfactory receptor 11H6-like. Gene Ontology annotation, molecular function: G protein-coupled receptor activity; olfactory receptor activity. Gene Ontology annotation, cellular component: membrane. The transcript has a single exon. Gene Ontology annotation, biological process: G protein-coupled receptor signaling pathway. The record is from RefSeq and is a predicted model, not a curated record. Bases 1 to 963 code for a protein of 320 amino acids. NCBI's taxonomy places the organism in Eukaryota, Metazoa, Chordata, Lepidosauria, Squamata, Gekkonidae.